AAAACCCUGCGGGAAUUGAAACAGAGGUUGGGAUGUCCCUCCAACUCUCCUACCAUUGACUGGGCAAGGCUUUUUCCCUCUCUGGCUCAGUCUCUCCAGAGCCAUCACUGGACAGAGUUCUAGGACUGGAGACGCAGUUUCUCUUUUCUCACCCCAGCCUGCAUCCACUUGAUUGUGUCGGGUAGAGAUCAUCGGGACCCCGAGUGUCCUACUCCGACUCCAGAACCCCCGGACUCAGCCACGGUAGGGUAACAUGCCAGGAGAGCCAGGCAGGGAAACAGAACGGCAAGGUCAGGUGAGCAAAGUGCCCCAGAGGGUCUUGAUUCAUUCAGGACAGACAUCCGGUUUCCUCUGGCCUCUCUGCCGGGAUCCAGGGGCUUAAAGGGAUGAGUCACAGUGGUGGGUAUUGGGGAGUUCCCAGCUAAUCAGCCUGGGUCAGAGCAGCCCGAAUGCUGAAUUGCUUUGUUUUUUAUCCAUAUGUGGAACGGGCACAGAAAACAAUACCCCCGGGUGCUGUCCAGGGCUCCUGGCACUACUGCAGGAGGCAGCCGCCUGGGAGCUUUUGGGUACAGAAAGAGAACAAUGGGUUCUUCCUUCUCUCUCAGAGUGUUUGCCCCAGGUAUAGGUAUCUUGAGAAUCACAGAAAGGGCAGAGGGGGCAACCCUGGCAUAUCUGGCAGAGGAUAGAAAGACAGGAGCAGUCUUGACCUGGGGGCCUGAUUCUUCCCCAAGGUCUGGCUGAGUUCCCUCUGUAGCCCCCAGGGCUUCGCCAGCACUUCAGCCCAAACACCCUGGAGCAAUUCAGGCCUGGGUGUGGCUGGAGGAAGAGUUUGAGGGGGACAAGACGUCAAGGAAGGAGCAGAGAUUCCCCGAUUUCACAAAACUUUCGCAAAAGCUUUUCCCAACCCCCUGCAUUGUCCUGGGCGACAGAAGAAAAUUUGCAUAAAUCCUGGGAAGUUAUUACUAAGCCUGACUGCCCCAGCCCCAGGUAAUUUCCUCCCAGGCCUGGAUGGGGUUAUGUAUAAAGGCCCCCUGGAGCUAGGCCCUGGCAGAACCCAGAGCUGAGCCCACAGCACCCAGAACCCAUGGCUCAGCCUUCUGCCCAGAGCCGCAGGAGACUGAUGGCCCUACAGUUGCUGCUGUGGCACAGUAUCCUCUGGGCAGGACAAGAGGCCGCUCCGCUAGUCUCCGUCACCUCUCUGCCACCACCCCUGCCUUUGCCCCGGAGCUUCCUGCUUAAGUCCUUGGAGCAAGUGAGGAAGAUUCAGGCCGGGAACUCGGUGCUGCUGGAGAAGCUGUGUGCUACCUACAAGCUGUGCCACCCGGAGGAGCUGGUGCUGCUCGGCCACUCGCUGGGUAUCCCACAGGCUUCUCUGAGCCGCUGUUCCAGCCAGGUUCAGCAGCUGACAAAGUGCCUGAGCCAGCUCCACGGAGGACUCUUCCUCUACCAAGGCCUCCUUCAGGCCCUGGCAGGCAUUUCUCCUGAGUUGGCUCCCACCUUGGACACGCUGCAGCUGGAUGUUGCCAACUUUGCCACCACCAUCUGGCAGCAGAUGGAAAACCUGGGGGUGGCCCCUACGGCGCAGCCCACUCAGGGCACCAUGCCCACCUUCACCUCGGCCUUCCAGCGCCGGGCGGGAGGUGUCCUCGCCAUUUCCCACCUGCAGAGAUUCCUGGAGACGGCUCACUGUGUUCUGAACCACCUGGUCCAGCCCUGAGCAAAGCCCUUUCCAGCUAUUUUAUUUAUCUCUAUUUAAUAUUUAUGCUUAUUUAAACCUACUAUUUAAAGAUGGAGAAGAGAAAAUGGAGCGCCAAGCUUCUAGGCCCUUCACUCCACUCCUGAGUUUUGUUCUCCUGCUUGUAAUAGAGAGGGGAAGCUCUUGAGUCCUCCUGCCCCCAGGGCUGGAGGGAGAUAGGUAAAUACCAAGUAUUGAUUCCUGAGGCUGCUCCAGGCACCCAAUUCUGUGGCGGUGCAAAAGCCACAGUGAGUCCCAUCACCCUGAGACACCUAUCUCAGGGUCCUGGCAGCAUCAGGAGGUCUCCCUUUGGGGAGACAAGACAACCCUGUUUAAUAUUUAAACAGAAGUGUUCCCAAACUGGGUUUUUGUAUCCCUUGCUCUGCUCACCACACGCUGCAUGUUUCCCUGUCCCCAAAGCGGCAGAGGCAGCCAGGUUUGGCCCUGGAAUUUACUGGAUUGUUAGGGCCUUCCUGGGCUGGGCGGGGGGGUGAGAGAGAAAAGGCAGGAGGACCCCCCCCCCCAGGAGGGCACGGCAUGGAGGGAAGCCUACCUGUCUAAACUCCCUCUAGGCCCCACUUGCUCACUGUAACCAAGCUUGAAGAAUAAAGUGUCUGUAUCCAGUUAAAGUCCUUCUUCCUUCUUGGGUUUGGCUGAUGCCUGUCCAGGGGCUGGUGGAUGGCAGGAGAGGAUGGGGCUGGGACUGACUGGUCUGGGCGCCGCUCUGUACGUCCUAAGUGACAGGGACACAAUAGUGGAAAUGCACACUUGCCUUGAAAGUCAGAGUUUCUUGAGGAAGAUGGAUCAUGAGUCAGCGGGACAGGGGGGCACAAUGAUGGGGGCAGAUGAGCUGCAGCCUGGGCACACUGAACAUGUGCACACGAUGUCUCUUCACCGCUCUGAAGAGCUCUCCACAAAGCGUCCGCCCUUGAGAAUGAUACCAUGCCUUUUACAGGCAGAAAGCUGGGUCAGAACUCCAGUUCUGCGCUGGCUUUCUCUCCGUGAGCUCCGUCCCCUUGCUAUCAUCCCUUGGAGCACUUCCCUACUUGGCUCAGCUCCUGAGCUGAAGAGGUCUGGAAGGGUGGGGUGUCUGGAAGAGCAAACUGGAGGCACACUUGCAGUUGAAGGUCAGCUGCAGGCUCCCCUGUGCGUGGGGCUCCCCAACCAGGCCGACCCAGGCACCUUCCUCUGCAGCCCUCCAGAACCCUCCACACCACUGGCUCCUCAAAGCCCCAGCACCAUCCCCUCCCACAGCCUCACAGGUCCAUGUCCCUGGACGCGCAUCCCUCCACCAAUCUUCUGGAAGGAACACGUGGUGAACUCUGGGCCAGAGGGUGGAGUGUGACUGCGGAGGAGACAUCCUGCCCA
Molecule: messenger RNA, 3103 nt
Organism: Alexandromys fortis (reed vole)
Lineage: Eukaryota; Metazoa; Chordata; Mammalia; Rodentia; Cricetidae
Gene: Csf3
Product: colony stimulating factor 3
Exons: 5
Coding region: 1085-1717 (210 amino acids)
Biological process (GO): positive regulation of myeloid cell differentiation; immune response
Cellular component (GO): extracellular region
Molecular function (GO): granulocyte colony-stimulating factor receptor binding; cytokine activity
Source: RefSeq, a predicted model, not a curated record